Molecule: messenger RNA, 620 nt
Organism: Cladophialophora yegresii CBS 114405
Lineage: Eukaryota; Fungi; Ascomycota; Eurotiomycetes; Chaetothyriales; Herpotrichiellaceae
Product: NAD-dependent aldehyde dehydrogenase
Exons: 2
Molecular function (GO): succinate-semialdehyde dehydrogenase (NAD+) activity
Source: RefSeq, a predicted model, not a curated record
CAGGUCGUCAAAUAUUCCUCGACUUUUGACGUCAUUUCUCCCUUGACCAGAAGUUAUUGUACCAGUGCUCAGCAGCUGACGAAGAUGAUGUGCUCAGAGCGAUCGAAGCAGUCCAGGAGGCCUUCAAAGGUUGGUCAGAUAGCAGGCCGGCGACUCGUCGAGAUAUAGUCCUGCGUGCUGCAGAGGUGAUGAAGCGAAGGAGAGAUGAACUCAACCAUUACAGCCAUACAGAGACGGGAGCACCCGCGGCUGUGUUUGCCAACGAAUUGGGACUUGCGUAUGAGGGUUGCCUGAGUGUAGCCGGCCUCAUCCAAACUGCGACAAUCUCGACAGCCCCUGUCUGCAAAGAGGAUGACGGCCGGGCGAUGGUGAUCAAAGAGCCUUAUGGAGUGGUGCUUGCCAUUGCCCCGUGGAAUGCACCUCAUGCUCUGGGCUUCCGCGCUUGUUUACAGCCUCUGGCAAUGGGAAAUACCGUUAUCCUGAAAGGGCCCGAAGCUGCUCCUGGUGUCUCUUGGGCGAUCGCCUCAAUACUGCACGAAGCAGGGCUGCCACCAGGCUGCUUGAAUACAAUCUAUCAUCGGCCAUCGGACGCUGCCAGAGUCACCACCACCAUGAUCGCC